Messenger RNA from Thalassophryne amazonica, 2645 nucleotides. RefSeq names its product rho guanine nucleotide exchange factor 7-like. Lineage: Eukaryota; Metazoa; Chordata; Actinopteri; Batrachoidiformes; Batrachoididae. The record is from RefSeq and is a predicted model, not a curated record. Gene Ontology annotation, biological process: intracellular signal transduction. Gene Ontology annotation, molecular function: guanyl-nucleotide exchange factor activity; protein binding.
CAGUCCCACCACACAGCACAGGCUGCACACAUGCAGACAUGAAUUCGGCUGAGCAGACGGUAACGUGGCUCAUCACGCUGGGGGUCCUGGACUCUCCAAAGAAAAGCAUCUUGGAUCCAGAGGCUUUCCUCCAGACCUCCCUGCAGGAUGGAGCGGUGCUGUGCAGGCUGCUGGACCGACUCAGACCUGGGACCAUAGACAAGUUCUUUCAGGAACCGAGGAGCGACAGCGAGUGUCAGAGGAACAUUAGUGAGUUCAUUAAAGGCUGUGCGGCUCUCGGUGUGGAGCCAUUUGAGGUCAGUGAUCUCCUGCAGGGGUUAAACUUCUCCAAAGUCCUAAACUCCUUGCUUGCCCUCAAUAAAGCCACUGAAGAUAUAGCUGUGUCUGGUGACAUUGUGUGUGUGCCACAUUCCUCAACAUUGAGAAUCAAAUCAUUUGAUUCUGUCAACACUCAGAGUCGUUCCUCGAAACUGUCACAGCCUCAUUACCGAAGCCUGGACAUGUCACAGGGCAGCAGGGGUGGCCAGUUGUUGGUUAAGGCACGCUUUCCCUUCCAGCAGACCAAUGAGGAUGAGCUGUCUUUCUCCAAAGGGGACAUCAUCAGUGUCAGCAGGCAGGAGGAGGGGGGCUGGUGGGAAGGCGCAUUCAAUGGCAAAACUGGGUGGUUCCCCAGUAACUUUGUGCGGGAGCUGAAAGGAAGCGACAAGGUAUCAGAUAAGCCCAAGUCUGCAACAUUGAAAAGUCCCCCAAAAGGUUUCGACACCACUAUCAUCAGUAAGACUUACUACAAUGUGGUUCUACAGAACAUCCUGGAAACAGAGACCGAAUAUUCAAGGGAGCUACAGAGUCUUCUGGCCUCAUACCUGCGCUCCCUCCACCCUUCAGACGGACUCAGCAGUGUUGACAUCGGCCAUAUUCAGGGAAAUCUGGAGGAGAUUUCAACCUUCCAGCAGAUGUUGGUUCAGUCCUUGGAAGAAAACAUAAGGCUUCCAGAGAACCAGCAGAGAAUUGGAGGCUUCUUUCUGAGUCUGAUGCCACAGAUGAAGGACCUCUAUGUGGCCUAUUGCGCCAACCACCCAUCUGCUGUCAGCGUCCUCACCCAGCACAGUGAAGAACUGGGGACCUAUAUGGAGUCAAAAGGUGCUUCUGCUCCUGGCAUCCUGACGCUGACAACCAGUCUGAGUAAACCCUUCACCAGACUGGACAGAUACCCAACCCUGCUCAAAGAACUGGACAUACAUAUGGAGGACCAGCAUGCUGACAGAGCUGACCUCCAUGCUGCCAUGGCAGCUUUCAAAAGCCUUGCAUCUCAGUGUCAGGAUGUACGGAAGAAGAAGAAUCUGGAGUUGCAGAUUAACAGAGCCAAUAAGAAACUGGAGGGUGAUGACAUCAGAACCCUUGGCCCUGUUCUCCACAUGUCCCUCACCACAGUCCACACACAGAACUGUCAGGAAUCAAAUGAGCGCUACAUCGUCCUCUUUCCUCACACUUUGCUCCUGCUUUCUGCAAGCCAGAGGAUGAGUGGAUUCAUCUACCAGGGGAAGAUGCCACUAACCGGAAUGCUUAUUUCCAGAAUAGAAGAUGGAGAAAACCUGAGAAAUGCUUUUGAAAUAUCUGGUGGACAGUGUGAGCGGAUGCAGGUGGCAUGUAACAAUACCCAAGAUCUCCAGGAUUGGCUGGACCUUCUCACCAAACACACACACACUCCGUCCGCACAUGCACACAAGCCUCUAUCUGUCUGUCACACACUACCCUCCCUCCCUGUCACACCAUCUAGACACUCAGAGUCUCAUGCAGGAAGUAGUGGAAGUACCUACCACACGCUUCCCCAUCUGUCUUCAUAUGGGACGCCACAGAGCAGCAACCCCAUGUGGGGGCCGCUGGAGCCUCCAAACACUCCUAAACCCUGGAGCCUCAGCUGCCUUCGCCCUGCACCUCCACUCCGCCCUUCUGCUGCUCUUUGCUGCAAGGAGGAUAUGAGCAAGAGUCCAAAGAACAUGAAGAAGCUGCUUCCCAAGAGGAAGCCAGAAAGAAAACCUUCAGAAGAGGACUUCACUGUGAGAAAGAGUACUGCUGCACUCGAGGAAGAUGCUCAGAUACUGAAAGUGAUCGAGGCCUACUGUACCAGUGCCAAGACACGCCAAACUCUAAACUCCACUUGGCAAGGAACUGACCUCAUGCACAACCAUGUGCUUGCUGACACCAGCCUCACCAUCACUGGUUUCCACAGCAGCCUGCCAUGUUCUGACCAGUCAGAAGAUUCGGAUUAUGACAGUAUCUGGACCACCCAUAGUUACAGGACUGCCUCGUUUUCGCGCUCCAGCAGGAAGGAUGUCCACAUGUUAUUCCCAGAAGAGGAGAAGAUUAUCGUGGAGGAGAUCAGGAGCAAUGGUCAGACUGUCGUGGAGGAGAGGAGUUUGGUAGAUACUGUGUACAGUUUGAAAGAUGAAGUCCAGGAACUCAAACAGGACCAUAAAAGGAUGAAGAGGAGCCUUCAGGAGGAGCAGCAAGCAAGGAAAGAACUGGAGCGGAUCAUCCGGAGAGUUCUAAAGAACAUGAACGACCCAACCUGGGAUGAGACUAAUCUCUGAGAUUAAUAUAAAUUAAAUGAAAAUCUAAGAAAAUACUAAUUUCUAACCUUUAAA